Messenger RNA from Ruditapes philippinarum (Manila clam), 1890 nucleotides. Its product is annotated as JNK1/MAPK8-associated membrane protein-like. The record is from RefSeq and is a predicted model, not a curated record. Lineage: Eukaryota; Metazoa; Mollusca; Bivalvia; Venerida; Veneridae. Gene Ontology annotation, biological process: response to unfolded protein. The transcript has 5 exons. The coding region runs from base 122 to 853 and encodes 243 amino acids. Gene Ontology annotation, molecular function: ubiquitin protein ligase binding. Gene Ontology annotation, cellular component: membrane.
GUGUUAUUGUAUAUAAUUUUGAUUGCAGGCUUGUCCAAGAGGUUAUCAGCCAGAAUACAACUCUAUAUGCAGUGAAUGUACCAGUAAUCCAACCUUGUAUGACUGGCUGUAUUUGGGUUUUAUGGCACUCUUGUCUUUGUUGCUGCACUUCUUCUUCAUUGACUACACAAACCAAAACAAAAAGUCUCUUGUGGUGUUACAUUUAUCUGCCCUUGCUGAAAGUGUGAUAGCAGCAUUACUCACUGUGUUACUGACUGAUCCAGUUGGUUCACUUAUGAUCCGGUCAUGUCCGGUAGAUCGGUUGGAGGAUUGGUACUCUAUGCUGUAUAAUCCAUCUCCUAAUUACACCACAACAUUCCACUGUACACAGGAAAUUGUGUACCCUCUGUAUACAAUAGUUAUGGUAUAUUAUGCUCUAUGCCUGCUGUUCAUGAUGGCAUUACGUCCACUAAUCAGCAUCAAGUUUGUUGAAAGUCUUGGUACAAAGUCAAUAUAUGCUGCCCUAUACUUUAUACCCAUCUUAAUAGUACUGCAGGCAGUGUUUGGGGGACUUCUCUAUUAUUCAUAUCCAUACAUCAUGAUAAUAUCGUCAUUAGUAACCAGUGCUAUACACAUGGCACAAGGCAUACAACAGGGAUUCACAGAUCUACUGGAGGAAAACUUCAAGAACAUGCGGAAUCUUACAAUAAUGAUUGGUCACUGGAUCCUGCAUUGUUACGGAAUUAUCUCCCUUACAGAACUAAAGCAACCAGACUUUCAUGUUCCACUACUGUUACUUGUCUUUUUCCCUGUCUUAUUCUAUGUGUGUACAACUAAAUUCACCAAUCCAGAUAACCUCGAUAAAACAGAAUGAUGUGAAACAGCUGAUUCAGCAUUGUUCAGAAAUGAUCUUAAAUAGACUUAGUUUGUGGGGAAACUAUACACUAUGUCAAACUUUAGAAAUCUGAGUGAUGUGAAAGACCUGAUUCAUCAGAAUUGAGAAUAAAAAAACUUUGUGUGACUAAAAACACAAGAAGCCCUUCCCUAGGCAUAGUGAAGAUUACUCAUUUGAACUGUAGAGAUCUCUUAUUAACACUAUGAUAUAUUUCUUUGGAAAUUCUGACCUCCGAUUCUGCUGAGCAGUGAAGGAUUUUUGAUGAAUUUAAAAUGGACAUGUUGACAGCUGAACUUUAAACAUCAAGAGACCAUGACAUGAUGAAUGCUGAUUAGGUUGACUGUGGUUUAUAUAAUUUAUAUUCUUUUUAAUUGUUACCAUGGUAAAGUGUAUGUUGACAUUGAUAUUUACAUAUUUAAAUAUAUGAGUAUGGUAAGAUUAUACUGUAUACAUGUUUAAAAAAUUGAAAUGUACAUGAAGAAUUUUGUACUUAUUUAUAGAGAUUGAGAGAGAAAAUUCAGGAUUAAUGAAAGACUUUAUAUAGAAUCUAGUCACUGAUUUCUUAUAUUAGCAAAUUUUGGAUGUAAUCUAUAGUUUGAUCAGUAUACAUUUAUUUAUUUUUAUAAAAAAAUAACCUGACAUGAAACUCAAAUGUCUCAGAAAUUUGUAUGUCUUGCAGUACAGGGCUUUUUUCUUCUUUAUUAGAGGCUUUUAAAGUGCUGCUUCCCAUCAGGAAAUUUCCUUAAAAUCCUGUAGUUUUCCCCUAAAAUUUAAUUACAUCACAGGUUUUAUUUUUCCUUCUAUAGAAGGGGCUGUUUCAGUGUGGCUUCCUCAAAGAAAAACUCUUUAAAAUCCUGUAGUUUUAUGCAGGUUGCUUCCCAAACCUGUGAGAAAAACCUACAUCAAGUUUUUUUCUUCCAUUUUUUGCAACCAUACUGUUAUUUCCCCACAAAUAUAAGAGAUGGGGCACUUAUUCAACUUGUGAAAAAGCCCUAAUACAAUGUACUUACUGCCAG